Messenger RNA from Emericellopsis atlantica, 1100 nucleotides. RefSeq lists its product as uncharacterized. The transcript has a single exon. The coding region runs from base 272 to 976 and encodes 234 amino acids. The record is from RefSeq and is a predicted model, not a curated record. NCBI's taxonomy places the organism in Eukaryota, Fungi, Ascomycota, Sordariomycetes, Hypocreales, Bionectriaceae.
AGUCUCGCAAUUCACAUCACACGCAAAUUUAAUGAGGCCUGCACGCACCUGCACAACCAACUGGUUUACCAAGUGUCUGGUACUAACGGUUCAACAAACGAACCAGUGAAAUGAUCUCUGGGUGCCAUAUAACUGUGCUAGGUGAUUUUCUGGCAUCUUCUUUGACAUCUUCCCAUUGUCCACGUAGCUACGAUCAGAUCGCAGUUGGGCGAGCAAUCGCGUCGGGCUGUUGUACCGGCUGGCGAUAAGAUAAGAAAGGGCGCUAUCAGCGAUGGCGAUAUGCACUUUUACGCCUGGAGAUGCACAUGUCGCAGUCCAUAACCUCAGUCAGCCAGACGCUGCCAUGGCCCCUGUCGCAACUCUCAACGCCGCAAAGAAGCGCAAACAGCCAGACGAACAGUCAUCUCAAGCGUCAGCCGUACCGAAACGUCACUGUGCAGAGAAGCCCCCGUCCCAACCAGCAGACCUCUCCCGAGUCCACGAGAGCAUCGCCCUGGAGCUUAGACCGAAAUACAAUGUCCUCACAACCUCAAUCAUUACUUCAGCGAAGAUACGAAAAAGAAUCGCGUCGACCAAUAAGCAUCUGCUCGACCGGGACAAUGGCGUCGUCUUGCUACACGCUCGACAGUCGGAGGUUGGCAAGCUCAUCACAGUGGCGGAACAUUGCAAGCGGAUUUUGAAAGAGCAGGGCAGAUCAGUGUACCAGUACAAUCAGCUUUUCGAGGUGCCGGAAGCUUUGCAGAAGGUGAAGAAGCCCGACAUUGUGGAAAAGACCGUGCUGGAAGACGAAGACGAGGACGGGGACGGGGACGCAGAGGAUGAUUACUUCGAGACAAUGCAGAGCCGCUUUGAGAAAGCGAUUCUUCCGCCAGCGCCGAAGAGCUUACCCCGGUCCAUGAGAGUCUUUCUCUCGCUGUCUCCGGUCCCCGAGCUAAAAGGGAAAACCAACGUGACGCUACAGCUUACUGAAGCAUGAUGACCCGGAAGAUGGAAGUUUGUCUGAUGGAUACUUCUGAAUGGACUGGCAAUAUGGGCACCGCGGCGUUCGAAUUCAGUUAUGAUAUGAUGAAUGAUACCCCAAUGUUGAGCUAUACACCAUU